AUGCUCUUUUCAACAAGCACCUAUGAUAUUGGCUACGUACCAAAUGACAACUUUGAGGGAUUGGGUUGGAAGAAGUCCGUCGAAUAUUUAGAAGCAGGCGAUGAGUCGGAGAAAGAUGAAGAAAGGGCAAGAAUGAAGAAGGCUAAUACGGAAUUCGAUAUACGGGUACCGCUAUCAGAGUUGGGAAUUCUCGCCGAACGUGUGAAGUUUGGAUUGGAAAAGUGGAAGACGUUGAAGAAGCGUUUAUGGAGAAAAAUUUGUCGAAUAUGA
Messenger RNA from Paraglomus brasilianum, 270 nucleotides. Lineage: Eukaryota; Fungi; Glomeromycota; Glomeromycetes; Paraglomerales; Paraglomeraceae. The record is from the annotation of a GenBank genome assembly.